AUGAAGGUCCUGGCAGCCUCUCUGCUCGCCCUGCUCCUCAUGGCCUCCUGCUCCCCUUCCGAGGCCCAUCUCGACGGCGUCCCUCCCACCUGCUGCUUCACCUACCAACAACGUCCCAUCCCUCUUCGCCUCAUUGACUCCGCCUUCAUCACCAGCAGCACAUGCACCAACCCGGGGGUGAUAAUGGUCACCAAGAAGGGGAGGCAGCUGUGUGUGGAUCCCCAGGAACCCUGGGUGCAGGAGCGCCUGAAGCACUUCCAGACCCCAAAGAACUGACCUGAUCCUUCCUCACUGCCACUCGUGAUGCCCACAGUCCCACCCCUGCGUGGCCUCCAGCCUCAGGCACACAAGAGAGCCCCUGACCUGCAGCCUCCUUCAAGGGGGAAAAUUGUUUUAUUUAACUUAUUUA
This is a messenger RNA of Neopelma chrysocephalum (saffron-crested tyrant-manakin), 409 nucleotides long. Its product is annotated as C-C motif chemokine 4-like. Lineage: Eukaryota; Metazoa; Chordata; Aves; Passeriformes; Pipridae. Gene Ontology annotation, molecular function: CCR chemokine receptor binding; chemokine activity. The record is from RefSeq and is a predicted model, not a curated record. Bases 1 to 276 code for a protein of 91 amino acids. The transcript is spliced from 3 exons. Gene Ontology annotation, cellular component: extracellular region. Gene Ontology annotation, biological process: G protein-coupled receptor signaling pathway; cellular response to interleukin-1; monocyte chemotaxis.